UCCUAGGCGGCAGCAGCGGCAGAGAGGCGCCUCCUUCUCCUCCUCGCCUCCCCUGCUCCCAGGGCCAGACAUGGAAGAUGGAUCUAAUUCUGCAAGCUGCUUUAGGAGGUUUACGGACUGUUUCUUGAGCACAAGUUUAACCGAUGAGAAAGUGAAGGCCUAUCUUUCUCUUCACCCCCAGGUACUGGAUGAAUUUGUAUCAGAAAGUGUGAGUGCAGAAACUGUGGAAAAAUGGCUAAAAAGGAAAAACAACAGACAGGAAGAUGAAUCGACUCCUAAAGAAGUCAGCAGGUAUCAGGACACGAAUAUGCAAGGCGUAGUGUAUGAACUGAACAGCUACAUAGAACAGCGCCUGGAUACAGGAGGAGAUAACCAACUACUUUUGUAUGAACUGAGCAGCAUCAUUAAAAUAGCUACAAAAGCUGAUGGAUUUGCACUAUAUUUCCUGGGAGAAUGCAAUAAUAGUCUGUGUGUGUUCACGCCACCAGGAGCUAAAGAAGGACAACCACGGCUCAUUCCUGCAGGGCCCAUUGCACUUGGCACUACAGUAUCUGCUUAUGUAGCCAAAUCCAGAAAAACGUUGUUAGUAGAAGAUAUUCUGGGGGAUGAACGAUUUCCCAAAGGUACUGGACUGGAAUCAGGGACUCGUAUCCAAUCUGUUCUUUGUUUACCAAUUGUCACUGCAAUUGGUGAUCUGAUCGGUAUCUUGGAGCUUUAUCGUCACUGGGGCAAAGAAGCCUUCCAUCUUAGUCACCAAGAGGUUGCAACUGCAAAUCUUGCAUGGGCUUCAGUAGCAAUACAUCAAGUACAAGUGUGCAGAGGCCUUGCCAAGCAGACUGAACUGAAUGACUUCUUGCUUGAUGUAUCGAAAACGUAUUUUGAUAAUAUAGUUGCAAUAGAUUCUCUACUUGAACAUAUAAUGAUAUAUGCAAAAAACCUGGUGAAUGCAGACAGGUGUGCGCUCUUCCAGGUAGACCACAAGAAUAAGGAGCUGUAUUCAGACCUUUUUGAUAUAGGAGAAGAAAAUGAUGGAAAACCUGUCUUCAAGAAGACCAAAGAAAUAAGAUUCUCUAUAGAAAAAGGAAUAGCUGGUCAAGUGGCAAGAACAGGGGAAGUCCUUAACAUCCCUGAUGCCUAUGCAGAUCCACGCUUUAACAGAGAAGUAGACCUCUAUACAGGCUACACAACCAGAAAUAUCCUGUGCAUGCCUAUUGUAAGCCGAGGAAGUGUUAUAGGUGUUGUGCAGAUGGUGAACAAAAUAAGUGGAAGUGCCUUCUCUAAAACCGAUGAGAACAACUUUAAAAUGUUUGCAGUCUUUUGUGCUUUAGCCUUACACUGUGCUAAUAUGUACCACAGAAUUCGCCAUUCAGAGUGUAUUUACCGUGUAACGAUGGAGAAGCUCUCCUAUCACAGUGUUUGUACAGCAGAAGAGUGGCAAAAUCUCAUGCACUGCACACUGCCUCCACAUAUCUGUAAAGAAAUUGAACUAUACCACUUCGACAUCAGUCCCUAUGAGGAUGUCUGGCCUGCCAUUUUUGUCUACAUGGUCCACCAGUCCUGUGGGACAGCCUGGUAUGAA
Messenger RNA from Tinamus guttatus (white-throated tinamou), 1579 nucleotides. NCBI's taxonomy places the organism in Eukaryota, Metazoa, Chordata, Aves, Tinamiformes, Tinamidae. The record is from RefSeq and is a predicted model, not a curated record.